CUGUGUCCGCGUGUGAGUGAGAGCUUCCAAAACCAUAUGGCAUGUUGAGUUUUGUCGCCUGACAGACGCGCUCGUUUGCUGCGGUCCUUUCUACCUCAUAUCAAAUCAUCCGCUCUCUGUUACUGCUGCCUUCCAGGAAUACGAGCUGUUCUUGAUUUAAGCAGUCGUGGUGAAACUUUGACCCUGUUUGAGUCGUCGUGAGGAUGCACAGCUCUCAGAAGGACACCACAUACACCAAGAUCUUCGUCGGAGGUCUUCCGUAUCACACCACCGACUCCAGCCUCGCGAAAUACUUUGAGGUGUUUGGAGAAAUCGAGGAAGCUGUUGUCAUUACUGACAGACAAACGGGGAAAUCCAGAGGCUAUGGAUUUGUGACGAUGUCCGAUCGAGCUGCGGCAGAAAGAGCCUGUAAGGACCCAAACCCCAUCAUAGACGGCAGGAAAGCCAACGUCAACCUGGCGUACCUCGGGGCCAAACCACGGAUCAUGCAGCCGGGGUUUUCAUUUGGUGUGCCUCAAAUACACCCUACCUUUAUCCAACGGCCUUAUGGAGAUAGUGAGGAUGAUCAUUCCCCAUUACUGUAUCCUCCCCCUUUCCGCCAGGUUAUGAGGAUUCCCGCUCACUAUGUGUACCCGCAGGCGUUUGUUCAGCCCAGCAUGGUGAUCCCUCACGUCCAGCCGUCCUCGGCCGCGGCCGCAGCGUCUCCGUACCUGGAUUACACCAGCGCCGCGUACGCGCAGUACUCCGCCGCCGCCACAUCCGCUGCAGCCGCCGCCGCUUAUGAUCAGUACCCGUAUGCCGCCUCCCCAGCCGCCGCGGGUUACGUCGCUGCCGCGGCGGGCUACGGUUACGUCCAGCAGCCGCUGGCAUCGCCUGCACCCGGAUCCGCCGCGGCCGCGUUCGCUCAGUAUCAGCCGCAGCAGCUGCAAACGGACCGCAUGCAGUGAGAGGAAGAAGAAGGAGCGUUUAUGACUGUCACCUAAACCAACUGAUAUGCCUUUUUUAUUGUUCGGGUUAUUGCUUUUUAUUUGUAGUAUUUAAUAUUUAUUAUGGAAAAGAACACUAUAGUUUGUCGUUUAUAUGUACAAGAAUAUUAUUUAGGCCUACUCACCCUAGUGUCAUUAAAAACCCUUGUAUUGCUUUUUUUUUUUUUUUUCAAUGCAACACAAAAAGAUUUUGGGUUUGCACCAUUAUGCAGAUGCAUAAACAUCAAAUCUGUGUCUUACAUGGAAAAAAAAUAGGAUUUGACCAGCAUAAGGGUGAGUAAAUAAUGACAGAAUUCGUUUUUAGGUGAGUUAUUUGUUUAAAGGAAUAGUUCACCCAACUGUGAAAUUUGGUUGAUCCAUCCGAGAUGCAGACGAGUUUGUUUCUGCAUCAGAUUUGGAGAAAUCUGAACUUGCUCUGCAGUGAAUGGGUGCCGUCAG
Messenger RNA from Sinocyclocheilus rhinocerous, 1424 nucleotides. It is a transcript of the gene rbm24b, whose product is annotated as RNA binding motif protein 24b. The record is from RefSeq and is a predicted model, not a curated record. The coding region runs from base 204 to 947 and encodes 247 amino acids. Gene Ontology annotation, biological process: regulation of alternative mRNA splicing, via spliceosome; mRNA stabilization; positive regulation of myotube differentiation. Lineage: Eukaryota; Metazoa; Chordata; Actinopteri; Cypriniformes; Cyprinidae. The transcript has 5 exons. Gene Ontology annotation, molecular function: mRNA 3'-UTR binding. Gene Ontology annotation, cellular component: cytosol; nucleus.